Messenger RNA from Castor canadensis (American beaver), 2580 nucleotides. RefSeq names its product myotilin (gene Myot). Gene Ontology annotation, cellular component: plasma membrane; axon. Gene Ontology annotation, molecular function: cell-cell adhesion mediator activity. The record is from RefSeq and is a predicted model, not a curated record. Gene Ontology annotation, biological process: dendrite self-avoidance; axon guidance; homophilic cell-cell adhesion. Lineage: Eukaryota; Metazoa; Chordata; Mammalia; Rodentia; Castoridae.
GAUAAAAGUCAGUGGUGCUAUAAUACUAAGCAGAAAGCCACCAGAUUACUGUGAGGGAAGGAGAUGCCUCUUCCUCCCCUUCAGUAGUGGGUUGAGCCCAGCUGGCACCCUCUGGAGCUAAGGGAACAAUAUUCUUCAAGAGAAGCCAACUCCACCAAAGCCAGGAGCAGAGAAUUCUCAAGAUCUCAGCGAGGAGGGGCAGAGCAAGAUUACCUCUGAUUUCUUACAACCAUCUGUAAUUCCAGACUCUCGACCCCCCAUUCAGGACCCUACCCUUCCAGAAACAGAUCAUCGUAGUAACAAUUCACCUUCCUCUUCCACACACCAGCUCAGCAUGUUUAAUUACGAACGUCCAAAACACUUCAUCCAAUCCCAAAACCCAUGUGGCUCCAGACUGCAGCCUCCUGGACCAGAUGCUUCCAGCUUCUCUAGUCAGACCAAACAGUCUUCCCUUGUCAUCCAGCCCCGCCGUUGCACAGAGCAAAAAUUUUCUGCAUCUUCAACAGUGACCUCUCACAUCACCAUGUCCUCCUCUGCUUACCCAGCUUCCCAGCCUGCUGGCUCCAACCCAGCGCAAAGGGUUACAGCCCCCUACAAUCAGUCCCCAGCCAGCUUCCUCAGCUCUAUAUUACCAUCCCAGCCUGAUUACAAUGGCAGUAAAAUCCCUUCCACCGUGGACUCCAACUAUCAACAGGCCUCAGUUGGCCAACCUGCAAAUGCUAUGCCAUCCCAAACUGCAAAUGCUAAGCCCACACCAAGGACUCCUGACCAUGAGAUACAAGGGUCAAAAGAAGCUUUGAUUCAAGAUUUGGAGAGAAAGCUGAAAUCCAAGGAUAGCCUUCUUCAUAAUGGAAAUCAACGGCUAACGUACGAGGAGAAGAUGGCCCGCAGAUUGCUAGGACCACAGAAUGCAGCUGCUGUGUUUCACGCUCAGAAUGAUGAGCAAGACUCGCCACAGCACAACUCAGAACAUGCUCGGCUGCAAGUUCCUACAUCACAAGUAAGAAGUCGAUCAUCCUCAAGAGGAGAUGUGAAUGAUCAAGAUGCAAUCCAAGAGAAAUUUUACCCACCACGGUUCAUUCAAGUGCCAGAAAACAUGUCAAUUGAAGAAGGAAGAUUCUGCAGAAUGGAUUUCAAAGUGAGUGGACUGCCGGCUCCUGAUGUGUCAUGGUACCUAAAUGGAAGACCAGUUCAAUCAGAUGAAUUGCACAAAAUGAUCGUGUCUGAGAAGGGUUUUCACUCUCUCAUCUUUGAAGUGGUCAGAGCUUCAGAUGCAGGGGCAUAUGCCUGUGUUGCCAAGAACAGAGCAGGAGAAGCCACCUUCACCGUGCAGCUGGAUGUCCUUGCAAAAGAACACAAAAGAGCACCAAUGUUUAUCUUCAAACCACAGAGCAAAAAAGUUUUUGAGGGAGAGUCCGUGAAACUGGAAUGUCAGAUCUCAGCCAUCCCUCCACCAAAGCUUUUCUGGAAAAGGAAUAAUGAAAUGGUACAAUUCAACACUGACCGAAUAAGCUUGUAUCACGAUAACACUGGAAGAGUCACAUUACUGAUAAAAGAUGUAAACAAGAAAGAUGCCGGGUGGUAUACAGUGUCUGCAGUUAAUGAGGCAGGAGUGACCACAUGUAACACAAGAUUGGAUGUCACAGCCCGUCCAAACCAGACUGUCCCAGCUCCUAAGCAGCUGCGAGUUCGACCAACUUUCAGCAAAUAUUUAGCGCUUAAUGGGAGAGGUUUGGAUGUGAAACAAGCCUUUAACCCAGAAGGAGAAUUUCAGCGCCUGGCAGCUCAAUCUGGACUCUACGAAAGUGAAGAACUUUAAUAACUCGAACCACAUUGGAAAAACACAACUACACUAUUAGCGAUAUAUUUGACGAUGUUUUUGAAAUAAAUCUAUAGCUGUAUUAACAGAUUAUGGCUUUAAUUAGAUAAUAUAACUAAUAUACAUUUAUAAUAUUACUUAUCCUCUGACUCUUACACAUUCUAUUUCCUUGAUUUGUGAAGCCCACAGUAAACUGGGUGUAUGGAUUUGUAUUGUAGAAGACUAUCUUAAAAUGUGGGAUCUUGACAUUUAAAUGACACACAUUUAACAAUGACAGGUUAUGAAUUAAUAACAUUUUAAACACAUCUAAUGCUUGCCGUAAGAUUUACUGGUACUGCUUAAUACAUGUGGCUUUCCCUGUGUUCUCUUGUAGGAAUACUAACAUGGUAUAGAUUUCUGAGUGCUCCAUAGUUUUAUGUCAAAAGAGAAUAAAAUUCAAACAGUUAAAACAGACUGUCUGCUCUUCACAAAAGUCUAGAUAUUUAUAGUUAAAACUCUGGUUUUAUGUAGUAAGCAACACUCAGCAAAACUGAUGAAUAAUCAGUUCCAAAAGGGCAACAAUACUGUGUCCUGGAGCAGUGGGAAGCUAUAGCUCCUCAGUUCCUCCUGAAACUGACAUUCCAUGGUUUAUACUUCAAGGGCAACCACAGGAACUUUUGACACAGUCUCUCCUGAAUUUGUGAUUUUGUGCUAGACAAAUAGGUCUCUAAUUCUUCAAGAUCUUUGAGUCCAUUGAGUUCAAUGGCAUAAGAACACUCUAU